This is a messenger RNA of Ostrinia furnacalis (Asian corn borer), 3652 nucleotides long. RefSeq names its product GATA zinc finger-domain containing protein GATAd (gene GATAd). NCBI's taxonomy places the organism in Eukaryota, Metazoa, Arthropoda, Insecta, Lepidoptera, Crambidae. The record is from RefSeq and is a predicted model, not a curated record. Gene Ontology annotation, cellular component: nucleus. The transcript is spliced from 9 exons. Bases 353 to 2335 code for a protein of 660 amino acids. Gene Ontology annotation, molecular function: RNA polymerase II cis-regulatory region sequence-specific DNA binding; DNA-binding transcription factor activity, RNA polymerase II-specific; zinc ion binding. Gene Ontology annotation, biological process: negative regulation of transcription by RNA polymerase II; positive regulation of transcription by RNA polymerase II.
UGUAUUUCACCAAGCCUUAUCUGUUUUGACAAUAACAAGUAAUUCAUCACAAUUUUACCGAUAAAAAUGUUGAGCUGAUAAAACUGAUAAUGUUAUCAUUUUAUCAGUAUGUAAACGAAAACAAACCCCAAUAACACAGACGCAAUGAUCAGCGUAGCGUAAACAAUGGAUUAUUUGUAUGUGUGCGUAGCUUGUUCGUUCGUUUGGUUGACAAUCGCGAUGUGAUGUAUUCUAUCAUCGCAUGCUGAGUUAUAUUUUCAUCAAAACCUUUUAAUUUUUAUAUCAGUUACUCGAUUCAGUUCUAAAUGUUUUCUUUCGUUGUGUCCGCCUUUCUCUGUUUUGAUUUCUAAAUAUGUGUAAUUUGCCGCCGAAGUUCCAUUCAGUGUGUCGCCUUUGUUUAUCAUUCUGUGGCGAUAAUUGCAGUGAUGUUAAACUUCCAAUUUUCGACCGUGAUAAGGAGAAAUCACGGCUUUCCGAUAUGAUAAUGUCAUAUCUAUCGAUAAUGGUGUAUCCUGGUGACCUCCUGCCACAGGUGGUGUGUGGAAGCUGUGCACAUAAACUUGAUGAGUUUCACACAUUCAGAGAACUUUCACACAAAUCAGAAAGACUGUUAGAACAAUUUCUUCAAUAUGCCAAUUCACUGGCUGGGCCAAAGGAGGAGGUCCUGAGCGUAACGGCGGCGAAGUUGGAUGAGAUAAUCAAACCGUUGAAUGAAAAUGAGUAUGAGCAAGACAAUAAGAUUAAGUACGAUGAAAUCGGCUCGCCGGAUUCUACGGAGGAGAUGAAGAAUUCGGAGAGCCGGCAGGCUGCGGUGGCGCUGCUCUCUAUAAAGCACAACGACCCGACGAAGUACGUCGUGAAGCCGGAGGACGAGCCGCACAUAAUGUUCAAGAGCGUGCCCAGCAUAGCGCCGCCCGAGCGCGCCCGCGAGGUCAUGCACUGUAGCGCAGUUUUAGACAUCAUCUCCAAGGCGGUGGCGGUCGCGCAGCGCGAGAACGAAGAAUCUCAGAAGUUCCCCCCUAACUACACCAGCGUCAUCGACAGAACGCACGCACUCAGCACCAACGAUGUAAAAUACUCACACGAAUACACCCCGGAAGACCAGUACUUGUACAACGCGUCACAAAACGCCGCGAGUCCGCGCAGCAACCACGACCAUGACAAUAAAGAAAUGGAUCUCUCACUUUACAAUUCUGUUAAAAAUGAACCUUCCGAGCAAAACGAUCACAAUGUUGAUCGCGAGCACUCAAAUUCCUUCUAUCAAGGAGUGUUAGCUCAUAAUAAUACGUCAAAUUACCCCGAUGAAUACAAGCAGUCUGUUUAUGCUCGGUCCUCAAGUAAGAAAACGUCUAAAGACAACUCCUCGGUAUACGAAGAAUGCAGUCAGAGCAGUAGUGGGUCUGAUCCCGACCGACUACAAAUGGAUAUCUCCCAAAUGUCGCAGGAUGACCCCGAGGAGACCCAAUCGGCGCGGUCCACGCAGUCGUCGCCGCCGCCUCCCGAGAACGAGGCCGACAAGGAAUCCCUGUGGCAGGCUCUUCACAGGCAAAACGGUCGCGGCGGCGAAGCGACGCAGCUGCUGAAGCGGCUGAUCAACAGCAAGCACCUCGGCAUGACGGUGUCCCCGCUGCGCGCCGCCCCCUCCCCGCUGCCCGCGCAGCCGCCCAACGGCGCCGUCUCGCCGAACGGCGAGUGGCAGCUGUCAAACCGCGGCGGCGGGGCGGGCACGGCGCGCAGGAAACAGAGCUUCCCGGCGCGCGCGCAGCCCGCAGCGCCUCAGGAUGCGCCCAAUGCGCAGCAAUGGCCGCAGCCGCAGGUCGAUAACCAGGACACCUCAGAAGCGCCAAUAGGCACAGGCGGCAACGGCCGCGCGGCGCCUCGCGUGGAACUGUCGUGCAACAACUGCGGGACUCACACGACGACGAUCUGGCGACGCGACGCGCGCGGCGAGAUGGUGUGCAACGCGUGCGGGCUGUACUACAAGCUGCACGGCGUGCCGCGACCAACCGCCAUGCGCCGCGACACGAUUCACACGCGCCGCCGCCGGCCCAGGCACGACCCCAAGCACGCGCGCAAGUCCCGGCGGAGCGGCGGCAGCGGCGGCGGCGCGGGCACCGAGGCGGCGGAGGCGGCGCCGGCGGCGGGCGGCGCGGAGCCGGGCGCCGAGGAGGCCGUGCUGGCGGCGCUGCGGCGCCAGCUGCAGCCGCACCUGCUGGCCGCGCUGCACGCGCACACGCACCACCAGCGCCCGCAGGUCGGGCUCAACGCUCCAGAAUACGACGAAGCGCCUCUUAACCUGGUGGCUUCCCACGUGGCCGCCGAGGAGACGCACUGACUACCCCGCUACAUCAUCGCGUGCGACACCGCGUGACGUCACGCGCGCACGCUCGCGGGAUCUUUGCGGGGCCGGUGAACAGUUCUGCAGAACAGGUCUUAGUAGCUAGUAACAGAAACAAUAUUUUUCGAACUAUGUUGAAGGAUACAGAUGAUAGAUUUUUGAUCAACCACAAUGUGAAAAUGAUGAUAAAAAUAUGUUAUUUCAAUAUGUAAAAUCUAUUAGGAGAUUGGCCAUUGAAUAAGCAGCAAUAGGUGAUUAAUGGUUAAGCAUGGAAAGAUUUGUGGUACGGCCAAGCUCCUAAAACCGCAAGUAGUUAACAUUUUAGGAUUUUAGAAGAAAUACCUUUUCUGCAGAACUGCGUUUACGAAUCAGCCGUCACUCGCAGCCUCACUCAAGAGAAACUUAAAAAGUAUUUUUACACAAUUUCACGAUACUUUUUGAUUUAUUUACCAACAAAGUUGCAUGUGCAUUAUUUGCAUUUCGUGCUAUGAGUUUUGUCAAAUACAUUAUUACAGCGAAUAUUUCAUAAUGUGGAUUAUAAGCAAACGCGAAAAUUAUUUUUAGUAAUACAGCCAUUUUUAUGAAAUACUCGUUAUAAUAUUAAUUAACAUAGCGGGGUUGAAAUAGCUUACGAUACGAUGUAUAGUCGUCGUGCAGCAGACAUUUACCUUUGUUGAUUUUCUAUAGUGAUAGUAAGGCCAGUCUAAUGACAAUAGUUGAAUGAAAUAGUGCAAAUUGUUCCAAGUUGCUUCGUUCUCCAAGUUUAAGUUAAUUAUAAAACGCCCGUUAAAUCGUAAGAGUACUGUGUGGGAGUUGUCAAAGUAUUAUUCUAGUAUAUAAAUGUUAUCUUUAUUGUUGACAGUAAAAUAGUGAAAUUAUACAAAUCAAAGAGCUGCGAGAGAACUUGGAACAGAACAUUAUUUAACAAUUCAGAGUUAAAGUAAUAUGUUAACAAGUAUUAUUUUUGAAAAGCAGGGCAUUAACUAACGUCGAUAGGGCCGCGCGUAGGCGGGCGGAACAAAAGCAAUAUUCGUUGUCAUUGUCUUAGUGCCUAUUUAUAUAGAAGUAAUAGUGCCGCGUAGUAGUUAGUGGAGAGUAUUUCCACAGUGUAUAUUCUUCAUGACUUGUGAUAUGUGUGGUUGGUAGAAUCAUGCGUGUCGGUAGUGUCGCAGUUUGAUAAUGUUGGAAAUGCAAAUUUUAAGACAUACUCAGCAGCUGUUAUUAUAUUAUAUCUAAUGUUUGGUAGAACGUAGCCGGGAUAGCUCGGCGAGAGGUGUGCACGGUUGCCAACGUAAUUUUAGAGGUGAAAUCUCA